GUCUAAUUAGAACAAAUUUCUACUUUCACAUCAGCAAAUAAAAUACUACUAAAGUGAAAAUACAUUUCACUGCAUGUUAAAAGGUAAUAAAAAAAAAUGCAGGUGAAAAAAGUUUUCCGAAUAGUCAUUUUAUAUUGCUUUUAUGCAAUACAGUUAUCGGAAUCUUCGGCACAAUUGAAGAUUUAUCUUGAAACAUUUAAAGUAUCCUAUCCUAAAAUUUUGAUGCUGAUUAAAGAUAGAGAGUUUGAGAUAUGUUUUGGUGCUGAAUUGCUUAACUGUUUUGUAUCAAAAACUUUGACUUUUGAUAAGACAAACACAAUUAGUUUUCCUAAGGGUUUAUCAGAUAAAGUGGAUAACCCGUUAAUUUUAAAAUCACCAUCAUCAAAGGUUAAUGUGAGCCUACGUAUUAAACCAAAUCAUUUUUGGCAUGAAGAAGUUUCAACAAGUUUUUCUUUUGAUUCUGUUGGUAUAAAAAACUUCACUUCAACCAAUAAUCUAGCAUCAAUAUUAUCUUUCUCAGUAAGUUUAAAUUGCGAUGACAAUUUUAAGACACCUGAUUGUGUUGAAAAAAUUUGUGUUGAACACGAUGAUGAUAUAAACGGACACUAUACAUGCAGUAAAAAUGGAACUGUUAUAUGCAGAGAUGGGUGGAUUGACCCGUUAACAAAAUGUCGUUCAGUUUCAAUGCAUCCUCAAAUCUCAAGGGUUGGUUGUUAUAACGACUUUGGAAUUAUUGCUGGAAUGCGAUUGUUUUCAACGCUUAUAAACUACCGAUCUUUUAUUAAUUGGAACAACAGAUAUGGUAGCUUCAAAAAUUUAACUGAGUUAUGUUCAUCUUUUGUUAAAGAUAACAGUUUUGAAUACUUUGGUAUUUCAUACUGGGGAGAAUGUUGGACUGGGUCAAUACUUGAUAUCAACUACAAUCGAGAUGGCGAAUCCUCUGGUUGUUGGCCUCGCCAAGAUGCGAACUUAGGACCAAUGCUUGUUGGUAAAGAAGCAACAAUUAUGGUUUAUAAAUGGAAUUAUGAAUCGACUAAAUAGUUUGUUUAUAAUAGUAUAUAAACAUUGUUGUGUAAAGAUAUAUUUUAUUCUGUUA
Molecule: messenger RNA, 1096 nt
Organism: Hydra vulgaris (swiftwater hydra)
Lineage: Eukaryota; Metazoa; Cnidaria; Hydrozoa; Anthoathecata; Hydridae
Biological process (GO): cell communication
Cellular component (GO): membrane
Source: RefSeq, a predicted model, not a curated record